UUGUGAAUUCGCAUCGAAACCAGUAUAUUUACAACGUGUAUGUAAUUUUUUCUGCUUGCGUGCGCAUAUUCGGUUAAAGUGACGCAUUAUUACUUGUGUUGUCUGGACAAACGUGUGGUCUCCUCGUGUACAGAGUUACGAUUUUCAAGCAACAUAUCUUUAGGAAACAUUUUUUGAAGUCAUCCCUGAAAAACGAAUGUGAAUAUGAAGACACCCAGUCAGAUAUUAAUUUGCCAUCAACUAGUAAAAGUAUAACGACAAAUAUAGAGUAUGUUGAAGAAAAAACACAUGAUAGCGAUGAUUUGUCAGAAUGUUUUACUGAAAAUUUGGAAGAGGAUGCAUUUAUUCAAAGUAUGGGACCAAACACGUACAAAGAAGGGACUAAUCUUAAUAAAAGAACCUGGAAAUGUUUACGUUGAUUUAAUAUUAAAAGCAUCUCAAAAACUUGAAAUUAAUGGCGCGACUGUUGUACUAGAAUCAGAUGGAACACCAGUUGAGGAAGAGGAAAUAUUAAUUGCUGUAAAACAUGAAACUUUAAUUUUGUUAGAACCGGGUCAAGUUUGGUUGUCGUCUCAAUCCCAGUGUGAAAUAAGUGAAUCAUCCAGUGGUCCCAAUAAUCAUUCUUUCAUGUCACUGACUUCAACAGAGACUAUUGCUUCCACUAAAAGUAACGAAUGUAUCAGUGGUGCAACGGAAUUUUUGAAUAAUGACUCUUCUUCUUUGGAUUCCACCAUACAAGCAUCUAAUUGCAAUUUAGAAUUUUCCUGGACCAAUUUUGUAAUACCUUGGGAGAAAAUUCCACAAGAUAUGCUCCAAUGUUGUGCCCAAGGCAAACGGGACAAAUAUGCUAUUACUGAAAUUGUCCACAUUGUUGUAAAUGAAAUGAAACAAAUCAGUGAAUCGAUUCCGUCAAAAGCUUUUAAAAUCGUUUCUUUUAAAAUGGUCGAUAAAUAUCCCGCAACCUUUAGAGAUUACGACGAUGAUGGUGUGGUUCUGGGAGAUGGUACUGCUAGUUUAAAAACAAAAUUGCAAGAACGGUACCAUUACCUAAAAAGGCCGCAUAAACGGCCAGUAUCCACAUCACCUGAAACACCACUACAUCUUGCCAAAAUUAAGAAAAACGCAACGGCAGGAUGCGCCCAAUGGGCACCACCUUAUCAAAAAGCUGGCGCUGCAGCUAAAAACAAAUUAAAUACCUUCCUAGAUGAUGCUUCAGACGAGUUUUUCCACCUUUUGGAAGAAACUUUUGCAGAACAAAGGGCGUUUAUCAACAGUGUCGACCCUCCAAGUAUCACUAACAUAAAAGACCAAUGGCCCGUCCUUUUUAAAGUAGAAGCCAUAAAAUGGCAUUUUAACAAAGUUACGAACGGAAACAUAAGCAAUCUUACAACGAAUUUACAAUUAAAAGCAGAAAAAAUUGUAAAUUUUGGCUUACAACAUAAAAUUAUCAUCAGCAAAGACGUAAGACGGGAUUCGGCAGAAAUAAUUGCUUUAGAAGUGUUUGCAAGAUAUUUCCAGGAAAAUAUCUAUGGGGCCUUUUACCUCAAAUUUCAGGAUGAAACUAUGAUUGAAAUUACACAAAACGAACCGUGCAUUAUCAACUGUACUGUCGAAAAUCAGUUUUAUAUAUAUAUGGAAAAAGAAAGGGUGGUACAGUGCAAAAGCUUUUUUCAAGCUUUAGAAUGUUGCUUUUCUUUGUACUUUAUAUUUAAUUUACACUACCCGAAGGAGACGUCCACAUUUCUCGAAAUGAUUCAGAGAUAUUUUUUAAAAAUCCAUCCCGACAGUGGAAGCAAAUCGCGCAAGUUAUCAGCCUCCAAAAAAAACGUGCUCGGUCUCAUGAGGAAGUUAAGAGACAUUUACACAGUUAGAUAUAAGUUACUUAUAGGUUAGUUAAGUUUAGUUAAGUUUAGAUAUAGGUAUGUUUUCUAUUAAUGUUUUUUUAUUUUGAUAUUUUUUCAUAUUUACAAUAAAUGUAUAUACAAUU
Zophobas morio is the source of this 1987-nucleotide messenger RNA. RefSeq lists its product as uncharacterized. The record is from RefSeq and is a predicted model, not a curated record. Bases 271 to 1893 code for a protein of 540 amino acids. The transcript is spliced from 6 exons. Lineage: Eukaryota; Metazoa; Arthropoda; Insecta; Coleoptera; Tenebrionidae. Gene Ontology annotation, biological process: apoptotic process.